This is a messenger RNA of Rhineura floridana, 1415 nucleotides long. It is a transcript of the gene GPR4, whose product is annotated as G protein-coupled receptor 4. The record is from RefSeq and is a predicted model, not a curated record. The coding region runs from base 192 to 1289 and encodes 365 amino acids. Gene Ontology annotation, biological process: G protein-coupled receptor signaling pathway. The transcript has a single exon. Gene Ontology annotation, cellular component: membrane. Gene Ontology annotation, molecular function: G protein-coupled receptor activity. Lineage: Eukaryota; Metazoa; Chordata; Lepidosauria; Squamata; Rhineuridae.
GAAGGCAAUCACUGGACUUGGCCAAUGGGGACCAUGCUGUAUGCCAGCUCCAGGAACUUCCUUGCAAUGGCCUGUGUGGUCCUGUGGACAUACCACUGCCGGCCCCACAGACCCUUGUUCUGAGUUGGGAUUCGCUGCCACCUCGGCUUCUGCCACUUCCCGGGGAGCCCCACCACAAUCACACCCCAAGAAUGUGCAAUACGACCCUGGUGAGCUGCCACGUGGACUCAAAGAUUGACCACCUCUUCCCUCCAAUGCUGUACAUCAUUGUCAUCACCAUGGGCCUCCCCACCAACUGCAUGGCCCUUUGGGCCGCCUACCUGCAGGUCAGGCAGAAGAACGAGCUGGGUGUCUACCUGAUGAACCUCUCCAUUGCAGACCUCCUCUACAUCGCCACCCUGCCGCUCUGGAUCGACUACUUCCUCCACUACGACAACUGGAUCCACGGCAAGGAGUCCUGCAAGGUCUUUGGGUUCAUCUUCUACACCAAUAUCUACAUCAGCAUCGCCUUCCUCUGCUGCAUCUCUGUGGACCGCUACCUGGCCGUGGCACACCCGCUGCGCUUCGCCAAGUUCCGGCGGGUCAAGACAGCUGUGGCUGUCAGCACAGUAGUGUGGGCCAUUGAGAUUGGGGCCAAUUCGGCACCACUCUUCCACAACGAACUCUUCCAUGACCGCUACAACCACACCUUCUGCUUCGAAAAGUAUCCCAUGGAGGAAUGGGUGGCAUGGAUGAAUCUCUACCGGGUCUUCAUUGGAUUCCUUUUCCCAUGGAUGUUGAUGCUCUUCUCCUACCAGGGGAUCUUGCGGGCCGUGCGAGGGAACGUCUCCACUGAGAAGCAGGAGAAGGCCAAGAUCAAGCGCCUCUCGCUCAGCCUCAUCGUCAUCCUCCUCUUCUGCUUCGCCCCCUACCAUGUCAUCCUGCUCUCCCGCAGCACUGUCUACCUGAGCAAGCCCUGCGACUGCAGCUUUGAGGAGAAGGUCUUUGUGGCCUACCACACCUCCCUGGCCUUCACGAGCUUGAACUGCGUGGCUGACCCCAUCCUGUACUGCUUUGCCAACGAGGGGGCCCGCAGUGACGUGACCAAGGCUCUGUCCACCUUGCUGCGCUUCCUCGCCAGCUCCAAGCCCCAGGAGAUGGCCAACGCCUCGCUCACCCUGGACACCCCCUCUUCCAAGAAGAGCAGCUUCUGCCACCAGCCCUUGGCGCUCCCACUGCCCCCCUCGCAGGCUGGGGUGGGGAUGCGAGGCGAGGAGCUCCAGAUGAAAAUACUGACUUUUAACCAAUGAACGCUUCCCGUUUAGGACCUGGUGCUAACUUUCCAGAGCAUCCUGACGAUGCAGCGACCCACUGGCAACCUGACAGGGCAGAUGGACAACAAAUAUAGUAUUGGAAAUAAUAAAAUAUUAGUAGUA